GCUGUCAUUACUGUCAACAUAACCAUAACCUAACAUAAUAAUAAACAAAAAUAAUUUAAAUAAAUGUUUCUAACAAAAUAAAAGUUUAAAUUAACAGAUAGGUGCUAACAUAAUUUAUAAGCAAUAUGUCUUUAUGUGGAAUUUGUGGGUCAGAACACGUCCCAGCAGACUGCGAUUUAAUACAAGUUACUUCUCAUAUUCUUGAUAGAAGCAUUCCUUCCAGAGCAAGACUGACCAUGCCAGAAUCUCUAGAAUUAAAAAAUAUGGCAGAUGGUACUUAUGAUGUUGCUGCAUUGUAUCCUUUUGAAAAGGGAACACAAUUUGGGCCUUUGGUUUCUAAAAAACUGUGUUCCCUACUCCCUGCUAUUAAUUUCCCAUUGAGGGUAUUUUGUGAAAGUGGAUCAGAGGAUCAAACCUUUUCAGAGUAUUAUUUGGAUACUACUAAUGAAGAUGAAUGCAAUUGGAUGAUGUUUGUAAAUGCAGCAGCUGAUUUUAAAGAGCAAAAUGUUAUUUGCUAUCAGGAUGGAGAAGACAUUUAUUAUGUAACAGUUAAAGACAUAUGCGAAGGAGAAGCCUUGAAAGUUUGGUACUCGCCAUAUUAUGCUGCAAAAAUGCAAAAGGAUACCUGGAAACCUAGCAGCAAUGACGAGAAUCAUAAUGAUACGGAGAAUUCUGUAGUUGAACAUUUAGUGAAAAAUAAAAAGAAUAUAUCGACAAGGGAAAUAUGGAGUUGUAAGUUUUGUGGUAAAACUGAGAAGUUGCUGUCAGAGUUUGCUUUACAUCUUAUCCAACAUUAUCGAAUGAAGGCAGACACGUUUUGUCAUUUAUGUAAUUUUUCUUUAAAAAGAGAAAAGGCGUACCAAAAACAUAUGAAACAGGUUCACAAGAAUGACACAGUAUCAUUACCUACAGAACAGCAAUCAGCAGUGUUACAACCACCUGAAGAAAAUAUUCCUGAUUCACAAUCAAAAAGCAUUUCCAUUGGUGGACCUCUAAUGUUUAGCUCACUUCAUGGGGAUAGUAUGGACAAUACAAUGCUUAUAUUCACCAAGUCGGAUAGCAAUGGUAUAGACCAGAGUCGAAAGGAGGGUCAAAAGAAUAAUAAUUUAGGUGUUGAAGUUUUAAGCUUAAAUGUAGAAUCUACCUCUUGUGAUAAUGUCAAAGUAUUAGAUAAUUUUAAUUUCGAGUUAGCAUCAAAUGGAAAUGAACAACUUAUCUGUGAUAUAUGUUUAAGUGACUUCAAUAGUUUUAAAGAGCUCAUUACUCAUAUGAAUAUCCAUUGGAAGGGGCCUGAAUCAAUGGCUUAUGAUAAGGUAUCAAAAAAUACUAAUAAAGCUGCUCAUUUAAGACAUAAAGAAAACAAUGAACUAUUAAAACAACCAUCAAUUACACAAAAAUCCAUCCCAAGUCUUCCCGAGUUACAACCCAAAGAUGCAUGUUUUGGCGAUCCUUUUCUACUCACUGGUUUACCCAGCGACAAUAUUGAUAUAGAUAACACAACUCUAAUACUCGACUCGAACCAACUUGAUCUAAGUGGGAUACAAAACCAAAAUGGUCUUUUCGAGAGUGAGAAUAUGAACUUAAAUGUGGAAAUGAUACUUCCGGAAAACGUCAAGGAAUUGGAUAACUUUAACUUUGAGAUUUCCCCUAACGAAAACGAACAACCUAUCUGUGAUAUUUGCCUCAAAACUUUUAAAAACUCAAAGGCGUUGAUUCUUCACAUGAAUGUUCAUGCGGGGACAUUCGUUUGCUUUCAAUGUAAUAAGGUUUUCGCUCGCAAAGAAAAUCUGACCCACCAUAGGUGUACAACUUUCUACAAGUUACAAUGUCCUUUAUGCGAGAAGCUCUUCUCACAAGAAAAAUUUCUUAAAUAUCAUAUCAAAGCUAGCCAUAGUAUCAAUUGCAAACGUUGUAAAACUAUUUUUUCAUCCGAAGAAGAACGGACAGUUCACAAUUGUCCUAAAAAGUCUCCUCCCAAACAACAUAUUUGUACUGUAUGUUCGAAGGCAUUUAAUUUUAAGAACAACCUUUUUACUCAUAUGAAAACUCAUGAGUCAAAUCCGGAAGAAUCGUAUACUUGUCCUACGUGCAACAAGGUAGUUAAGAACUGGAAUCUUUAUUUGAAACAUCGAAAGAUUCAUGAAGGAUUGAGAUAUAAAUGUGAUAUGUGUGAUAAGGCAUUUAAACGAAGUGACAGCUUAAAAUGCCAUAAAGAUAACCAGCAUUCAUCAGAUGAGCCCAAUAAGGUGAGCUGUGAGACUUGUCAAAAGGAUUUCAAGAACAAAAAGUUGCUCAAGAUGCAUCAAGUAACACAUCUGAAUAAUUCCUUAAACUGCCAGCAUUGUUCAGCUGUAUUCACGACAGAAAAAUAUCUUAAACGGCACAUAAAAACCUUACAUGCAGGAUACAAAGAUAUUCAGUCGCUUGACAAGCAAUAUUCUUGUCCAAAAUGCAAUAAAAAAUUUAAACUUCGCUAUUCCAUUGAACGCCAUAUCAAAAACUUCCAUCCUGAAUAUAGUUUGGAAUACAAAAAUAAUAAAAUAAAAGGACUGGAAAAUAAGAGACAGGCUAAUCUGUCGAAACAAGUGGAGGAUUUAAAGAGGACCAUUGAAAACAUGAACUUCACUACAGAUGAAAUCAACCAGGAUAAUACUAUGGAGAUUUUAUUUAAUAACUCAGAUAUAUUUACUAGCGACAGUAAUGAUAGAUUGAUGGAGAGUCUGAUUAAUACAGCAGUUAGCGAGAAUAAUCUGGAAGAUAAAGACCAUCAGCAGGAUCCGAUGUUAUCUAUGCCAGAUUUGGAUCUGGAUCACAUCGGUUUGAGGACUGAUGUUAAGUCAUAAGUUACUAAAUUGUGUAAAAUUAAAUAUCUGUAACGAUAUGCGAAAGUUGACAAAAUAUCUAAAUUUGCCAAAAGUGUAUUUGUUAACUCGAUUGCAAUCGAGUAUUUAUUUACUCGACAGAAUGCAAAAUUUCCCAAAUAAUCUGCCAUGAAUGGGCCAUGGAAGAUUCUCGAUGGUUUCAUAAGCUCUUCUGGAACUUACUUUCGAUAACUUAAAACAGUAGUUUCCAAAGUGUGGGUUGCGACACCCUUAGGAGUCGCAUUAAAGAGCUGAGGGGGUCGAGAAAUGAUUUAAAAAAAGAUAACCUUGAUGAUGUUGUUUAGUUCAUGGUUUAGUG
Messenger RNA from Diabrotica balteata, 3180 nucleotides. Lineage: Eukaryota; Metazoa; Arthropoda; Insecta; Coleoptera; Chrysomelidae. The record is from the annotation of a GenBank genome assembly.